Molecule: messenger RNA, 909 nt
Organism: Talaromyces proteolyticus
Lineage: Eukaryota; Fungi; Ascomycota; Eurotiomycetes; Eurotiales; Trichocomaceae
Exons: 2
Coding region: 1-909 (302 amino acids)
Molecular function (GO): oxidoreductase activity
Source: RefSeq, a predicted model, not a curated record
AUGGCAUCCGCUGCAGUGUCCUCCAUCCCAGCUGACCAGCCCAGUCUCAAAGUGAAGACUUUUCCUGUUGCUCCAGCCGAUAAAAGAAAGCAUAAUGUUCAGACGACGCUGAACUACUACAAAGCCAAUGCAGAUGGCUCCCCUCCUCACCCGACCUAUGUCGGCAAGCCUGAGACCUACGAGCGCCCGACCGAACCCUUAGAUGUGACUGUCAACGACAUCUCGGGGAAUGAACUUGACUAUACUCUCGACGGCAAUGGGUUUCAGAUCUAUUACCACGAAAGCAAGGAAAAGGAGUUCGUGGAUGAUGAGAAGAUUAAGAGGGAAUAUUAUCCCGAGACGGAGCAGCUGUUGAAGGAUGCAACUGGCGCGUCAAAAGUCUUCAUUUUUGAUCACACCAUCCGCCGCGCCUCUAAUUCAAAGUCUAUUGAUAAUGCUGCUGCGCUCCGUGGCCCAGUGCAACGCGUCCACAUCGACCAAAGCUACCAGGCCUCGACCAGCCGCGUAUCAUAUCAUUUACCAGAGGAAGCACCCACACUCCUCAAAGGCCGAUAUCAGAUUAUCAACGUGUGGCGUCCCAUCAAGCCAAUCUACAGAGACCCGCUCGCCGUCGCCGACGCUCAUAGCGUACCGGAUAGUGACCUAGUCCCCACGAAACUGAUAUACCCAAACCGAGAAGGCGAGACUUACGCAGUCAAGCCAAAUAAAGCUCACAAAUGGUAUUUCCGCUACGGUCAGACGCCGGACAUUGUGACUCUGAUCAAGUGCUUUGACUCGAAAACUGACGGGAGAGCUCGCCGGGUUCCGCACACAGCCUUUAUAAAUAAGGAGACUGAUACUGAGGAGUACCCUUCGCGUGAGAGUAUUGAGAUCCGAGCACUGGUUUUUCAUCCGGAUGACACUGAGUAA